AUGACACACCAAACCCAUACAUAUCAUAUAGUCAACCCUAGUCCAUGGCCACUAACAGGAGCCCUUUCAACCCUACUCAUGACAUCAGGCCUAAUUAUGUGAUUUCACUUCAACUCAACUCACCUACUACUCCUGGGUCUUAUAACCAGUGUGUUGACCAUAUGCCAAUGAUGACGAGACAUUGUACGAGAAAGCACAUUCCAAGGCCAUCACACACCAACCGUGCAAAAAGGUCUUCGAUAUGGCAUAAUCCUCUUCAUUACAUCAGAAGUGUUCUUUUUCGCCGGCUUUUUCUGAGCAUUCUAUCACUCCAGUCUAGCUCCUACUCCCGAACUAGGGGGAUGUUGACCACCUACGGGUAUUACACCCUUAAACCCAUUGGAAGUCCCACUACUCAACACCUCAGUGCUAUUAGCUUCAGGCGUAUCAAUUACCUGAGCUCACCUCUGCCUAAUGGAAGGAAACCGCAAGCAUAUACUCCAAGCACUAUUCAUCACUAUCCUCUUAGGCCUGUAUUUUACGCUUCUACAGGCUUCAGAGUACUAUGAAACUUCUUUCACAAUUUCAGAUGGGAUUUAUGGCUCUACAUUCUUCGUAGCCACAGGAUUUCAUGGCCUCCACGUAAUCAUCGGCUCAACUUUCCUAAUUGUAUGCUUCCUACGACAACUGAAAUUCCACUUCACAUCUAAUCACCAUUUCGGGUUUGAAGCCGCUGCCUGAUACUGACACUUUGUAGACGUCGUGUGAUUAUUCCUAUAUGUAUCCAUUUAUUGAUGAGGAUCUU
Molecule: messenger RNA, 784 nt
Organism: Odobenus rosmarus divergens (Pacific walrus)
Lineage: Eukaryota; Metazoa; Chordata; Mammalia; Carnivora; Odobenidae
Source: the annotation of a RefSeq genome assembly